This is a messenger RNA of Oncorhynchus kisutch (coho salmon), 2196 nucleotides long. It is a transcript of the gene fetub, whose product is annotated as fetuin B. Gene Ontology annotation, cellular component: extracellular region. The transcript has 7 exons. Lineage: Eukaryota; Metazoa; Chordata; Actinopteri; Salmoniformes; Salmonidae. Gene Ontology annotation, biological process: negative regulation of endopeptidase activity. The record is from RefSeq and is a predicted model, not a curated record. The coding region runs from base 132 to 1643 and encodes 503 amino acids. Gene Ontology annotation, molecular function: cysteine-type endopeptidase inhibitor activity.
GAAGAGGGAGGGUGUGUGUGGGGGUGGAGGGGGUACAUGGAGCUGUAUAUAUAGCAGCCCUACUGAACCAUCUCACCUUACCUCACCAGCCCGUUCAGCGUGUGUGAGACACAGCCCAUCGGUCCUCCAUCAUGAUGAAGCAGUGUGCCUUGUUGUUGCUGGCGUGUGUGUAUGCUCAUGCCGCCCCCCUGGAAGCCAGCAUGAAGCCCGGGUCGUGCCAGGACGCCGUGGCCCUGGGAGCAGCAGGACAGGCCCUCGACAAGAUCAACAAGGACCGCACAGAGGGCUACGUGUUCGGUCUCCACCGCCUCAGUAACGUCAACCAGAUGGAGCAUGGGGAAACAGGGGUUGUGUUCUACCUGACCAUGGAUGUGCUGGAGACUGACUGCCACGUGAUCAGCAAGAAAAACGCAAAGGACUGUGAGGUCCCCAAGGCUGAAAACACACCGGUCUACGGUCAGUGCAAGGCUGUUAUCUACAUGAACAGAGUCCAUAGAGUGGUUCGUCUGUACAACUACAACUGUGUGGUCAGACCAGCGGCUGCGGCGAAAGUGGCUAAGCAGUGCCCGGACUGUCCCUCUGCCAUGCCCAAGGACCACCCGGAGAUCCUGAAGACGGCCACCAUGUCCAUGGAGAAGUUCAACAAGGACAGCGGCUUGGCCAAUCACUUCGCCAUCCUCAACAUCACCCGUGCGCGGACAUCGAUGGGCAUGGCAACCUUCUACUUUGCAGAGUUCACCAUCCAGGAGACGACUUGUGCCAACACCACCGACCCUUCUGCAGCCUCCAAAUGUCCUCUGAUGGCCUGCGAGUUUGCACACAAAGGACACUGCAAGGGCUCCCACUCUCACGGCAUGGGAGGCCAGGAGUUUGUCACGGUCAACUGUGAGGUCUUUGAGAAUGAGAACUCAAAGAAGGAGAAGGCAGCUCACCUGUUGGGAGGAGAGACAGACCACAGCCACACCCUUCAGUCUGGAAAACACGGCAAAGACCACACCCAUAAUGCCUCCGGCGCUCACGACCACGCCCACGACCACGCUCACGACCACACCAAAGACCACAAACACGACGGCGCCCACGCCCAUGAUCAUAAAGAUGGUGCCCAUGGUCACUCUCAUGGCGAUGGAGCUGCUGGCGGUCACGACCACUCUCAUGACCACGGUCACGGUCACGACCACGCUCACGCCCACCACGCCAAGGCCCAUAACCACAGCACUGACACCGGACCGCACCAGCAUCACAACUACAAGCACGACGGCGAGGGCCACACUCACGAGCAUGACCAUGAGCUAUCCUUGGAUCACGACCACAAGCACGCUCACCUGCACGAGCACGAGCACCACCACCAUCACCACGAGCACCCACACGGGACCGAGUCCCGCCACCCUCCCCAGGGAACCGUGACCGUCCUCCCCGCCCUGGGCCUGCCCAUGACCCUGCCCUCCUUCCCCGAACAGCCUGUGGGUGAGAAGGGCGCCACUCUGCCCAUGGUCCAAGACCCAAAGAUCCCUGGGAUGAGCCAGCCCAUCAUCCUGCCCUUCCCCACCACUGUGUCUGCUCAGUGCCCUGCUGAGGUCAAGGAUGAGGACAACUUUGUGAAGGAGCUCUUUGCUGAGGACCCCCUCUUCAAAGCAGCUGCGUAACCAGUCCCUUGUCUCCAUGGAGCUGAAACACAGAACUGAUUAUUCUCAAUACCUACCAAUGACCCACUGAUACUGACAAGAAGAACAAACAAGAGCACAAAGCUAGUUAUGAUGUUGUUCUUUGGAAUUCACAGGGACAGGUUUCUGCAUGUCAGAUAUUUAGCUACCUCUAAACCAUUUUCACAUUCACCUGUCUGCCUCACUGUCUGUCUGCCUGCCUGCCUGCCUGUCUGUCUGUCUGUCUGUCUGUCUGUCUGUCUCUUUCUCUGUCUGUCUGCCUCUCUCUCUUUGUCUGUCUGUCUGCCUCUCUCUCUUUCUCUGUCUGUCUGUCUCUCUUUCUCUGUCUGUCUGCCUCUCUUUGCCUCUCUCUCUCUCUGUCUGUCUGUAAGCAUUAUGUUUGAGACCUGACUGUGUGUUCCUCAGAAAUUAAGGGAUUGACAGCAUUCUUUUGUAUGUUUCUAAUACUCUAUCUUUGCCAUGACGGAAGAUAGUUUUUGAGGUGGGUGUUGUUCUUAGCCUCAAACAAAUAAAAUAAACAUCACUAAUGCAUCAA